UUCCCCGGCCGACUCCGGGCUCGAGCAGCCCCGGGCCCGUUCCUGAGCUCCUCCCUCCCGGGCGCACCGAGGACCGCUGCUGACUUGUCUCCAGAGCCGAGCGGGGACCCGGCGGGGGCCGCUGUGGCUGAAAUGUGCUGCGAGAAGUGGAGCCGCGUGGCUGAGAUGCUUCUGUUCAUUGAAGGCCGGGAGGAGGACUGUCGGGUCCUCUGCCUGUGCUCCCGGGCGUUCGUGGAGGAUCGAAAAUUGUGCAAACUGGGAUUGAAAGGCUACUAUGUCAAAGGCAAUGGCAAUAAUACAGGAGACCAAACUACAGAAGAGGAGGAAGAUGGUCAUUCCCAUGACACUAUAAAAUUAUGCAACAAUGAAGACAGAGGUCCAGAUGGAAGUGAACUCGAUUCCGAGGCCGAACUCAUGAGAAGUAUGGGAUUGCCACUUCAGUUUGGUGGAGUAUCUGCACAUAAGAAUUUCGAGGUGUCUAUGAAUACUAGAAAUAAGGUUAAAGUGAAAAAGAAAAAGCGAAAACCUCAAAAGAGGUACUUGGAAGAAAUUAUACAAGAAUCUUGGAGAGAAAACUGUGAAGAAGAUGAUGUUUUAGUCUCAGAUGACCCUUCUUCAGUUGAACAGUUUGAGGACACUAGAACAUGUGAAUCUCAAAGCAAAAAGGACACUGAACCUGAAAAUCCUGUUGAACAGACAUCUCCAAAGCUAGAGGUUACAGAAAAAUGGGAAAAGUAUUGGAAUGAAUAUGGAGGAGGUCUGUUAUGGCAAAGCUGGCAGGAAAAGCAUCCAGAUCAGACAGUGUCUUCUGAACCUUGGAACUUUCCUGACACAAAGGAGGAAUGGGAGCAGCAUUACAGUCAGCUUUAUUGGUAUUACUUGGAACAAUUUCAAUAUUGGGAAGCUAAGGGCUGGACUUUUGAUGCCUCACCAAGCUGUGAUACAGAUACUUGUGUGUCUCAAACAGAAGUAGACAAGAAUGAUGAAAAUCACGUGAAAGUAGACUUGACAGCUUCGUCUUCACCUAACAUGGUUGUUAAAGAAAGCUCAAGUGAUAAGGAUCACCAUGAAUUACUCGAUGGAAUCAGUAAUAUAACUCUGAAUUCAGAGGACAUGGGACAGAGACAGUUAGAAUCCUCUGGGCAGCUGAAUGAAGUUAGCAGCAGGAGAGAAUGCCCUGCUUCUGGCCGGAAUGAACCAUGUAAUGGAGCAAGCAAGGAAAGCAACUCAUCUGGAAAUAGCAGUCCAGACCAGCCAGAUCCAGAGCCACAGGAGUCUUUGGGGGCAAAUACAUGCAAAGACAGACCGCACACCAAUGGGACUGAUGGAGAUGAGAGUGAAGAAGAUCCACCUGAGCGUAAGUCCAGCAAACUUAAGAGGAGCCAUGAACUGGACAUCUAUGAAAACCCAGAUUCAGACCUUGAUGACAAUGGUUCACUCCUAGGAUUCAAACAUGGCUCAGGACAAAAGUAUGGUGAAAUUCCUAAUUUCAGUCAUCGGCAGGUCAGGUAUCUAGAGAAGAAUAUGAAACAGACAUCAAAGUACCUAGACAUGCGCAGACAAAUAAAGAUGAAAAACAAACACAUCUUCUUUACUGAAGAAUCAGAAAAACCAUCUUUUAAGAAAAGCAAAACUCUGAGUAAGGUAGAGAAAUUCCUGAAAUGGGUUAAUCAACCAGCAGAUGAGGAAACAUUACAAACAUCAUUUUCACAAGACCACUUGCAAGAUACUUGCACAAGCAGCGAAUCAGAACAAGACAUGCCUGCUUUUAAAGUUGAUGAUCCAGUAGAGACUAGAACUCCAGAACCUGGAAAAUGUCAAGCCAACACUUCUGUCGGGGAACUAGAAAUGGAAAAAAAAGAAGACAGCAUGGUAGCUACUGUCUUGGAGGAGCAGGAUUGUGUAACUGAAGAAACACCGGACUGUCCCCAGCUAGAAACUGAUACUGGAAUAAAGAAGAAAAAGAAGAAGAAAAACAAGAACAAAAAGAUAAAAGUACUGCCUCCUGAGAUAGCUUCUGUUCCUGAGCUGGCAAAAUACUGGGCCCAGAGAUACAGGCUUUUCUCCCGUUUUGAUGAUGGGAUUAAGUUGGACAGAGAAGGCUGGUUUUCAGUUACACCUGAGAAGAUUGCUGAACACAUUGCUGGCCGGGUCAGUCAGUCCUUCAGGUGUGACAUUAUAGUAGAUGCUUUCUGUGGAGUUGGAGGAAAUACCAUUCAGUUCGCCCUAACAGGAAAAAGAGUGAUUGCCAUUGAUAUUGACCCUGUGAAGAUUGAUCUUGCUCGUAAUAAUGCUGAGGUUUAUGGCAUAGCAGAUAAGAUAGAGUUCAUCUGUGGAGAUUUCCUGCUCCUGGCUCCCGGUUUAAGGGCUGACGUUGUGUUCCUGAGCCCACCAUGGGGAGGGCCAGAUUACGCCACUGCAGAGACCUUUGACAUUAGGACAAUGAUGUCUCCUGACGGCUUUGAAAUUUUCAGACUUUCCCAGAAGAUCACUAAUAAUAUUGUUUAUUUUCUUCCAAGGAAUGCUGAUGUGGACCAGGUGGCAUCCUUGGCUGGGCCUGGAGGGCAAGUGGAAAUAGAACAGAACUUUCUUAACAAUAAAUUGAAGACAAUCACUGCUUAUUUUGGUGAUCUGAUUCGAAGACCAGCUUCUGAAACCUAAAUAAGAGGCUAUAAGGGCAAAAAGAUUAUGUGGUAAUCAACAUUACCUGUAUGAGACUGAGGAAUGUCCACCUGUACUCAUUAACCCUUUAUUAUUUGUAUCUUAUGUUACCACAUGAUACGGAGACCUUCGUGAGUUGUAUUGAAUAUCAAUGAAGUGCUUUGACAUCUUUGGAGAACAUGAACUAUGAACCAUAUGUUACACGGCAGAAGAGGCAACUGUCUGAUAUGGAAAGAGGUGUUCCCUUGUGUUUAAUUUCAGUGUGUCUGUGUAGAUGUGUGUUUUUAUUUAUAACUAUAUUUUGUCUUAACAUCUUUGUUGUGUAUAUAUGUUUACAAAAAUACAAUAGUUUUUUAUUUGGGUUUUUGUGGGUGAUGGUGGUUGUAUUGUGCUUUUUUAGGUUUGGUUUGUUGUUUAUUUUUUUAUUCAGAGCCUCACACACAGCUUGCUUCCUUAGCUGACCCUGUACCCCAUGAGCCGUACCUCUAGCCUUACUCUUUGCUGAUUAAUUGGAGAUGGAAUCUUGAGCACUUUUGAAAGCCAAGUUGGCUUUCCACUGUGAUCUUCCAGAUACCAGUCUCCUAAGUAGCAGGAUUGGCAUGAGUCUCUGACUCCCUGCUAAGUAUUAUAGUUUUAAUGUAAAGAAAUAGAAAACAAUGAAUGAGUUGGAUUCUGUCCAUCCAUUUAACGCCUACUCUAAUAAUGUUAAAUAUUUAAUGCUAGAAAUGUAAAUAAUACAAAAUGGUUCAAAAAGAAAAGUCUUCCCCAAACUCCCUACACCUAAAGAUAAUCACAGCUAAUAAUAUUUAUAAUUCUUUGGAAGAACAGAAAAGAGUGACAUUAUACCCUAAAACAAAGUGUAAUUUUCCCCUUUUACUCAACAUGCUUUUUCCCCCCUUUAAUAUACUUUUUUUCAAGAGUACAUGUUUUUUCAUAUCAGUGUAUACAUGUCUUCUGCCUCACUCCUCAGUGGCUGUCUUGUGUUCCAUCUUGUGGCCGUGCCAUCAUGAACCAGCUUCCUCUUGAUGGAGCCAGCAUUCCCGCCUCUUCCGCGCCGGGCUUACUCGCAUACUGCGGAGCAGGUGCCCCCUUUGGUCUUUCCCAGCAGUUAGAUUGCAGGGGGGCCAAGGAGCAUACAUAAUAGUUUUGAUAGCUCUGGUUGAGACAUGCUUUUAUCUUACAGAGUUUAGUGUUUUUAAGAUUACUGUGGCAAAAUCAGUGUAAAAUAUAUUUUGUAAUAUACCAGUUUGUAUUCUUUUUUUAUUAAAUGGCAAUGAAAGGAGAAGGAAUAUGUGUGGUUUAAUUAUU
Messenger RNA from Perognathus longimembris pacificus (Pacific pocket mouse), 3969 nucleotides. RefSeq names its product trimethylguanosine synthase 1 (gene Tgs1). The transcript is spliced from 13 exons. Gene Ontology annotation, biological process: 7-methylguanosine RNA capping; 7-methylguanosine cap hypermethylation. Lineage: Eukaryota; Metazoa; Chordata; Mammalia; Rodentia; Heteromyidae. The coding region runs from base 133 to 2661 and encodes 842 amino acids. Gene Ontology annotation, cellular component: nucleus. The record is from RefSeq and is a predicted model, not a curated record. Gene Ontology annotation, molecular function: RNA cap trimethylguanosine synthase activity.